GAUAUGGUCAAGAAAGGUGUUCCUGUUGAUUCUUACACUUGCAACAUUUUGAUUAAAGGUUUUUGCGACAUCGGGCAGUUAGAAUAUGCCCACUUGUUUAUGAUUAGUAUUGUAGAUUUAGCAGAGCCUUAUCCUGAUACAGUGACAUUGAAUACAUUGAUUGAUGGGUACUGCAAAACUGGUGAGGUUAAUACUGCUGAAGACUUGAUAGAGAGUAUGCCAAAAGAGGGGCUGUUACCUGACAUUGUCACUUACAAUACUAUAAUCGAUAGGUUAUGCAAAACAGGAGAUUUUAACCGUGCCAGUUACUUCAUAAAUGAAUCAGUGGAUGUAAAAGGAUCAAAUUCAACCCAGAAUUUGUUCAUGUAUACAUCGCUUAUUAAUGGGUACUGCAAGUGGACGGGGCUUGAGCAAGCGCUGUCUAUCUAUGAGGAAAUAUUGGAGGGUGGUCUUGUACCUGAUGUUGUAACUUAUAGCUCAAUGAUAAAUGCUUUCUGCAAGAACAGGAGGUUAGAGGAAGCCAAACGGCUUUUAGAUGAGAUGAGGAAAAUGGGCGUGGAUCCUAAUCAUGUUUCCUUCUCUACACUCAUUGAUUCCUCCUUCAAAAAAAGGGAUCUAAUGAGUGCUUUUUCACUUCAAGCACAAAUGGUAGUUCGAGGAUAUGCAUUUGAUGCUGUCAUUUGCACCAUUUUGAUGGAUGGGUUGUUUAAGGCAGGAAAACCUGCAGAAGCUGAGGAAAUGUACAAGACUCUUUGGAAAUUCAGUUUGAUUCCAGAUUGUAUUACUUAUUCUGUUAUGAUUGAUGGUUUCAGUAAAUUAGGAGAAAUGAAACGUGUAGACAGCUUACUGAACGAAAUGGAGGCAAAUAAUGUUUAUCCAGAUGUUAUUACAUAUUCCUCUGUGAUAAAUGGUCAUAUCAAGAAAGGAAUGCUCGAUUCUGCAGUUAAUAUCCUUACGAAGAUGACAUCAUCCCUAAAUAUCCUCCCAAAUACUUACACUUAUGCUUCGUUGAUUGACGGCUGUUUCAAGUUGGGAAAACGUGAUGUUGCCUUUAGCUUAUACGAAGAGAUGAAGUCAAAAGGGGUAGAUGAGAAUCAUUUUGUUCUCGAUUCUUUUAUCAAUUGUUUAAAACGAGAAGGGAAGUUUGAACAGGCUGAGGAAUUGUUCAGGGAUUUAGUAUCAAAAGGAUUAACACCCGAUUGUGCUAACUACACUUCGAUGAUGGAUGUAUUCUUCAAAGCAGGAAAUGAGUCAGCUGCACUUAGUAUGGCUCAAGAAAUGUCUACGAGAAAUAUAGGACUCGACACUAUUGCAUACAAUGUCCUUAUAAACGGUUUAUCAAAGCUGGGAAACUAUAGAACCGAGACUCUUUACGAUGGAAUUAAACAGUCUGGUUUGGUUCCUGAUUUGGCUACUUACAACACUUUGAUCGGGGCUUAUUGUAGAGAAGGGAAUCUGCAAGAUGCUAUCAAUCUUUGGGAUGGAAUGAAGAAUGACGGGCUAAUUCCUAAUUCGAUUACUUGUAACUCUAUGAUCGGCGGGCUCUGUGUAGGAGGUAAUGUCAAAAAAGCAAUGGAUUUGUUGAGUGAAAUGUCAAAAAUGGGCUUUCAACCAACUCCAACCACUCAUAGGCUUGUCCUUAAUGCAGUCUCUGUAGAACAGAGGGUAAGGGCGGACACAAUUGUGUCGAUUCACGAGCAGCUUGUGGGUAUGGGACUUAAACAGAGUCAGAUGACUUACAAUAAUCUAAUGUCAAUCUUAUGUAAACUAGGAAUGACAAGAAAGGCCACUUUAAUGUUAGAUAAGAUGAUAAGAGAAGGUAUGGAGGUUGAUACCAAUACCUACAAUGCCCUUAUACGUGGAUAUUGUAAAAGCGCUCAUAUAAAGAGGGCUUUCGCAACUUAUUCUCAUAUGUUAGUUAAAGGAAUUUCUCCUAAUAUUACUACCUAUAACUCUCUUCUUGGUGCCCUACUGAAUUCUGGUAUGGAGGAUGAGGUUUUGAAACUGAUUGAUGAAAUGAAAGGAAAAGGGUUUCUGCCUACUGCUAACACGUAUGAUAUUUUGAUUUCUGGACAUGCAAAACUAGGAAACAAGAAGGAAUCUAUUAAGUACUACUGUGAAAUGAUAAGCAAUGGCUUUCUUCCCAGGACUAGCACUUAUAAUGCUUUAAUCAAUGAUUUUGCUUCGGAUGGAAAAAUGAAACAAGCUAGAGAGCUUAUGAAUGAGAUGAAAUCUAGAGGAGUGUUGAUUAGUUCUUCGACUUAUGACAUAUUGAUUAGCGGUUGGUGCAGGCUAUCGAAACACGUGGAGCUAGAGAAGAAAUUGAGAAAAAUGUAUAGAGUUGAGGCAAAAAACUUAAUCAAGGAGAUGCAUGAGAAAGGCUUUGUCCCUUGUGAAACUACACUUGAUUGUAUUAGUUCUGCACUUGCUAAACCUGGAAAAAAAGUUGAUGUUAGGAGGUUAUUGGAUAAGCUAUACAAAGGGAAAGAAUAGUUAAAGGAAUUUUUCUACUGUUUAGGGAAACAAUCUCGGUUAUUGGGUGUUCAAUUAUAUUACCACCCUUCUUUACCUUUGGGUAUUGGAUGAGAUUAGAGCUAAAGAUCAUCCACCUUUGUCGGUUUUAUAUGGUAGUAGGCAAUCUUCUAGAUUUGUAAUUUCCAUACACAAAGG
Molecule: messenger RNA, 2670 nt
Organism: Impatiens glandulifera
Lineage: Eukaryota; Viridiplantae; Streptophyta; Magnoliopsida; Ericales; Balsaminaceae
Product: pentatricopeptide repeat-containing protein At5g14770, mitochondrial-like
Exons: 2
Coding region: 4-2493 (829 amino acids)
Molecular function (GO): protein binding
Source: RefSeq, a predicted model, not a curated record